Messenger RNA from Folsomia candida, 1994 nucleotides. Its product is annotated as F-box only protein 22. NCBI's taxonomy places the organism in Eukaryota, Metazoa, Arthropoda, Collembola, Entomobryomorpha, Isotomidae. Bases 271 to 1563 code for a protein of 430 amino acids. Gene Ontology annotation, biological process: protein polyubiquitination; positive regulation of proteasomal ubiquitin-dependent protein catabolic process. The transcript has 14 exons. The record is from RefSeq and is a predicted model, not a curated record. Gene Ontology annotation, molecular function: protein binding.
ACAUGAUAAGGGUUGGAGAGAUGCAAAUCGGAUGGGGUCAGACUGCCCCGGAGGAAGAUGACGAGCUACAGGGACUUUCCGAAUCGGAUAGUCGGAUUCAACCUCGGACAAGGACAAAGGCAAGUCGUAGACAGACAGCAGGGCAGAAUUGGCCGAUAAUUUGUAACCAGUGACCGCUCUAGCUCGUGGACAAUGUUUUAAAAAUACUAAUACGUCGCUGAAAUCAUAUCGAUUUUUUUCGAAUCUGACGAUUUUCAAUAAAAAUUAAGAAUGUUCGAGAACGAGAUGGACCAAGCUGGUUGUCCCGUUUUCGUCCAGCAGUAUUCCAUUGUAAAGGGGAUUCUGGAAAAACUUACAAUCCGCGAUCUUCUCUCAAUUUCCAAAGUAUGUCGAACAUGGUCCGAAGUUGCUCGUGUAGUUCGUCAGCAGAGAAAAAAUGCAGCUCAGACAUUUUUAUGGCAUCCAUACGGGGAUCAUACAUCGGAAGUAUUCGAAUACUACAAUGGUUGCUCCAUCUCCGAUGAAUGUCAAAGGUUUAUUGACACAGCCCCUGAUUUUGGUUUCCCGUCAGUUCAAGAAUUGACACAAGAACAGAGUUGGAGCCCUCUCUUUCCUCAGUUGAGGUCGGCAAUCAUUAAAGAUUUUAAUGCUUCAUUCUCUGAACCACAGCUAAUGGUUGUAGUCGCAACUGCGGCGGUGGAUGAGUAUAUGCCCUCAGACGAAGACAAUAUCACCAAAUUGAAAAUAAUCCUUUCCGAAAUUCCUAGAGCUAUUCCAUGUUUGGUGACGAUUAGUUAUGGCAUUGUUGGAUCCGUGAAGGAUAAACCCAUUUCAUUGGAGAUGGAAAAUUGUGAAGUCCCGCUGGUAGCUGGGUUGAGGAUCCCUAAAGUUGCUGGAUUAUUUGUCAAGAUGUUUACGGUUACAAAGGAGACAAAUAAUAAGUACAAGGGCAAGGUGGACCAAGAAAACUGCCAAACUAUUUUGAAUAUUCAACCAACAGACAAUGUGAAAGCAAUUGUUCUGUUUCAUACGCAAGUUCAGAAGGCUGGGGCACUAAAGGAUGCGGUGUUUCAGUAUAUAAAGGGACACCCGCAUGUUGCACUGGGUGGUGGUGCACACUACAGAAAUUUGGCCAGUGUUUGUCAAGGGGACUUUGUUCCCAUUGGGGCUGGACUAAUUAUAUGCGGAAACGACAACGUCAAUGUAGCAUCUGUCGGCUUAUACGACACAAAAAUUAGUAAACGGAACGAAGAAAAAUUAAUUGAAAUGAAAGGUUGUGAAUUUCCGGAUGGAGAUAGCUUUGCUUUCAUGUUUGCUUGUAAUGGCAGAGGCGCAAACAUGCACGGUGGUAAAUGUCAUGUGGAAUCGACGCUUUUCAGGAAGCAUUUCCCAAACACAAGCCUCAUUGGCACCUUCACAGGCGGUGAAUAUUGUCACGAAGUCAUUCCUUCUAGAGAUGUUCCAGCACCCCCAAAGUUCGCUUCAAGCAUUGAGUUCGCCUACACCACGGUAUUUGUAUUCGUUUCCUACAAGUACCCCACUAAACAUUCAGUUAGAUCAUAAUUUAGUUUAAUUAUUUACUUGUUGACCCCUCUCGUAUGUACCUGUUUUAACGUGUUUCGAUGUAGUGAAUAGGUAAUAUGUAACUAUGUUGAAUGAAUAUUGUGACAAAUCGUAUUUUAAGUUUACCGAUGUUCUCAGUAUUUGUUCUUUAAUUAUGGUCCUGUUGAACAGAUAAUAGGCACGUUUGUCGACCAGAAAACUAAGUUGUGUUAAUAUUGCUCACUCGGCCAACCUCGUAUAUUUCAUUGUUGUAAGCAUUUAAUAUGGUGAAAAAAGACAAAACUAUAAUUCUUAUCAUGUACCCUCUUCGUAAUAACCAAUAUCGAUCAUUAAGGUCUGUCUGUAAUAAAUUAUGAUGCGCAAUGAACAACCAAUCAAUCUAAUAAAAAUGUAUCGGUUUGUAAGACCGAUGAGCGCUACGUUACAUCACA